CUGCUGCUUCCUGAAGUCAGCCCCAGAGAGAAGUGUGAGCACCAGAGAAACAGAACCUCCUGAACUGCUCGGCUUUAAACCUGCUGGACAAGAAAGAGAUUUUCAGCGAAUCCCCCCAAUCUCCAAGAGUGGUCUUGGAUGGCCAAUUGAGUCUCCUGGAACUUGGCCAUCAGGGAGCCAGGCACCCAUCUGCCACAUCAACAACUUCACAGGGGCGUCUGUGGGCAUCAGGAAGCCCCCCAAACGUGGCCAUACUCCCUACAGAGCUCAGAGUGCUCAGCUGUGAGGAUGGAGUCAGGAGGAAGGUCUGCGAGAGCCCUGGGGCCUGUAGCCACCCUGGGUGGGGCAGAUGCCGGGCCUGGCUGCUCCUCCCUUGGUCUGCACAGCACAGAUCCAGGGAAGCUCCGAGCAUUGCCCAUUGGGCCUGGAGCCCACAGUGAGAACCAUGCCCCUGAGAGCCCUAGUGGCCAGGCUGUUGUGGGGGACAGACCCCCAGACAUGGGCUCUGAAGGAGAGCCGAGCUGCGAUGCUAAGAGCCCUAACCGGGACAGUGGGAUCGACAGCCCAUCCUGUAGCCUGGCCAAUGAGCCCUUCCCCCGCAAGAAAGGCAGUAAAGCAGGCCUGGGCCCCACCAUCCUGGGGCUGCACCCAGAGAUGGCUUCAGACAGCAAAGCCUCCCAGGAAGAGGCCGACAGCGAUGUGGGCGAGGACAGCAGCGAGGAGCUUGAGCCAGAGAACAGCUCCUCGAGGGCCAACAUUGAACCGGACCCGGCCAAGUGCUCUGAGCCCCAGAAGCUGCUUCACAUCGCCCAAGAGCUCCUGCACACCGAGGAGACCUACGUGAGGCGGCUGCACCUGCUAGACCAGGUUUUCUGCACCCGGCUGACGGAAGCAGGUAUUCCUCCUGAAGUCACCACAGGCAUCUUCUCUAACAUCUCCUCCAUCUAUCGUUUCCACGGGCAGUUCCUCCUGCCUGAGCUGCAGACACGGAUCACAGAGGAAUGGAACAUGAAUCCCCGGCUUGGGGACAUCCUGCAGAAGCUGGCCCCAUUCCUCAAGAUGUAUGGAGAGUACAUCAAGAACUUUGACCGGGCCAUGGAGCUGGUGAGCACCUGGACCCAGCGCUCGCUCCUGUUCAGGGACGUUGUGCACAGCAUCCAGAAGCAGGAGGUGUGCGGGAACCUGACGCUGCAGCACCACAUGCUGGAACCUGUGCAGAGGGUCCCCCGCUACGAGCUGCUGCUCAAGGACUAUCUGAAGCGGCUCCCAGUGGACGCUCCGGACAAGAAGGAUGCAGAGAGGUCCUUGGAGCUCAUCUCCACAGCCGCCAACCACUCCAAUGCCGCCAUUCGGAAAAUGGAGAAAAUGCACAAGCUCUUGGAGGUGUACGAGCGACUAGGGGGAGAGGAGGACAUUGUCAACCCCGCCAAUGAGCUGAUCAAGGAGGGCAACAUCCAGAAGCUAUCGGCCAAGAAUGGCACGGCUCAGGACCGCCACCUCAUCCUGUUCAACAGCAUGAUCCUUUACUGUGUGCCCAAACUGCGGCUCAUGGGCCAGAAGUUCAGCAUCCGGGAGAGGAUGGACAUUUCAGACCUCCAGGUGCAGGAUAUCGUCAAACCACAUGCAGCCCACACAUUCAUCAUAACGGGAAGGAAAAGGUCCCUGGAGUUACAAACCCGGACGGAAGAAGAGAAGAAAGAAUGGAUUCAGGUCAUCGGAGCCACCAUCGAGAAGCACAAACAGAACAGCCAGACCUUCAAGGCCUUCAGCGGCUCCUUGGGCCAGGACGAGGACCCCUCCCCAUCUCCAGACCCUCCUAUAGUGACUACCAGCUCUGAGGAGCCUGCAGUGGCAGCUGACAGUGGAGGGGGUGUUGCAGGGCUUGAGUCCAGGAAAGAGUCCUCUAAGACCAGGCGUGACAAGGAGAAACAGGGCUGCAGGGGCUGUGGUGAGACCUUCAACUCCAUCACCAAGAGAAAGCACCACUGCAAGCUGUGUGGGGCGGUCAUCUGCGGCAAGUGUUCCGAAUUCAAGGCCGAGAAUGGCAGGCAGAGCCGAGUCUGCCGAGAAUGUUUCCUGGCACAGCCAUUGGUCCCUGCAAGCCCCAGCCCCGAGGUUUCCGCCGAGUCCAGGCAGAGCACUGAGGAGGACAGCAGGCUGCCAUGCGCCAUCCCCAUUUCUGGCUGCAUGGUGAGUAUACUGGACCUGGCAGAGAGGCUGGAUGCUGGCAUGUGUGGCGACUGCAGUAGGCCCAGCAGUCCGUGUACCUGAGUGCCCCAUCCGCCGAGCCGGGAGCCCUGAGAGUGGUCGCCUGCAGGAACCUGACCCAGGCCAGCCCAGGGGCCCCAAAGUCCCAGGCCCCGGAGGCCCCAUGAACUGAGUCUUGGCCAUAUCCUUGGCUCUGCAACCACCACAGAAGGACACAUGCUCACCUGGGAGGUGGCCACAAAUGCCACAUUCAAAAGCUAAGGAUGCCCCAACUGCUGAGGGACCAGUAGACCACAGGACACUUGGCUCUGGAAGGUCCCUCUGCUUCAGAGAGGAGGACACUGAAGCCCAGAAAGGGGCAGCCACCUAUCCAGGGUCACCCAGCAAAUCAUGGGGAAGAGCCCAGCCUCUGCCCCCAGACCCAGCACUAUGGCUUGAAGCGGCACACAGGGUGACUAUCAUGUAAACCCCGUCUGUGUGGCUGUGUGGGGACUCCGAAAGGCAGGAGUGUCAUGGACGGUACCCAGGGACACCUGGUGGACGUCUGCAGUUGUGCUGUCCCUCCCAUUACUGACCUGUUGUCUACACUGUCCACAUCGUGUGAGUUAAGCCAUGACUGGCCCCCAGACUCCACCUCCUUUUCUGUUGCCCACAGACCACCAGCCCAUGCAGAGCCGCAAACAGGAGAGGGCAGGUGGCGAGCCUGGGCUGACCAGAAGGGACUUGUGGUUCCUGAGUAAUCUCACUGAGAAACUUCAUGGGAGGCCCCCCCAGUGUCACGUGAGGGCCUGAGAGUUGUGCCUAUCUCCCCUAGUGGAUGGCCAGCAGUGCUUAUUUGCAUAAAUAAAUGCAGGCAGCCAGCAGGUGGGUGCAGCCUGGGGUGGAGGCCCUGUAGGUAGGCCCACUCAUGGUUGGGUGGGGGACGAGGGUGACAGAAAAGCACAGUGACUCAGGCCUGUGGAGUAUAAGUCCAAGCCCCUUUGGGGGGCCCAGGAUGAAAAGGCGUCAGAUGGCUGGGCCUCAGAACAGGUGUGACACCUGGAGUUCUGCUCUGCGUCCCUGGUCAUGAUAGUGAGGGGGCCAGCAAUGUGUGCCCAUGUAGGAACAGGAGCAUGGGGUGCAGGCAUCCACAAAGAAGUUCAGAAGGUCACGGGGAGCAGCGGUGCCAUUUGCACCAGAGCCCAGAGGCCUCAGGAUAGAGAGGAGGAAUUUAGGGACCGAUGACUGAAGGGUCUCCAGUCCCUGGGGACACCCCAUCCCUCUAACAUCCACACAGCACCCUGGGUGAUCCCUGUCACUGCCCAGCCAUGGUCAGACUUUCAGAACGCCUACCUGGGGAGCUGAGAGGGCUGGCGUAGGAGCCAGAAAUGGGCUUCUGGUCAUGGUGAGGUGGGGGUGGGCACAGGUGAGGGGGACACAGGUGAUUUAGAGGCCCAGAUGAAGUGAGGGUAGGGCCCAGGGGAGGUGGGGGUGAAACCCAGCUGAAAGAAAGGGUUAAGGUGCAAGUGAGGUAGGGUACAAUUGAGGUAGGCAGGGCACCGAUGGGGUGGGGUGAGGGCCCAGGUGAGGUGGGCAGAGCCUAGGUGAGCUUAUACUUGAGCCAGUGCUGCCCCUGCGGGCCCACCCAGCUAUGUCUGGAUGCUGCUGAAGCUGUGUA
Messenger RNA from Hipposideros armiger (great roundleaf bat), 3865 nucleotides. It is a transcript of the gene FGD3, whose product is annotated as FYVE, RhoGEF and PH domain containing 3. Gene Ontology annotation, cellular component: cytoplasm. The transcript is spliced from 17 exons. The record is from RefSeq and is a predicted model, not a curated record. Gene Ontology annotation, biological process: filopodium assembly; cytoskeleton organization. Gene Ontology annotation, molecular function: guanyl-nucleotide exchange factor activity; metal ion binding. Bases 289 to 2271 code for a protein of 660 amino acids. NCBI's taxonomy places the organism in Eukaryota, Metazoa, Chordata, Mammalia, Chiroptera, Hipposideridae.